AUGUCGUCGUCGAUAGCAAUCCCCAAACGCAAGCAGCCUGGCUCCAGCAGCUCUGCCUUUGCUUCUGCCUCGUCGUCUUCGUCGUCUUCUUACCCUAGCUGGGCCAACAACGCUGCCUCUCCUUCAUUCUCACCCUCAUCUCUGGCCUCGACGUCUGCGUCUCCGUCUUCGGCCUCGACCCAAUCGUCCAUGGCCCGCUAUGCCGAGAGAAGACCUUCACUGCUUGGUGACUCGCUUUCCAAAUCCGAGUACACAGUCGUCAACAUUGGCGGACCCGAGAACCCUCGUCUGGUGAGUACAUCAAGCCAUGCCUUGUUUAUCUCAUAUCUCAACUCAACGUCUAACGUCGAUUGCANNGACAUCUUCCUUCCAUCCUACCUCGACUACGACUCUUCAGACCUCGAGCACAGACCUGAUCCCGUCCAGGAGAUCAUCCUCACAGAUGAGGAGGCUGCAGCCAUUCUUCCCAAAUAG
Molecule: messenger RNA, 474 nt
Organism: Aureobasidium musti
Lineage: Eukaryota; Fungi; Ascomycota; Dothideomycetes; Dothideales; Saccotheciaceae
Source: the annotation of a GenBank genome assembly